Molecule: messenger RNA, 1901 nt
Organism: Epinephelus lanceolatus (giant grouper)
Lineage: Eukaryota; Metazoa; Chordata; Actinopteri; Perciformes; Serranidae
Product: butyrophilin subfamily 1 member A1-like
Biological process (GO): regulation of cytokine production; T cell receptor signaling pathway
Cellular component (GO): external side of plasma membrane
Molecular function (GO): signaling receptor binding
Source: RefSeq, a predicted model, not a curated record
UAUUUGAUAAGCACAGGGAGUGGACGAGUGCGGUCAUUUUCUCCGAUAUCCCACGCUUUCAAAGGAUUGACUUUGAAAAGCCAACGUUGGCUUAAAAUCUACAGGUUUAAACUUGUAUUCCAUACUUAUCUUCGACACUAAGGACUGUACGUCGAGCUGCGUAAAGGAUAUUGCGCCCUGGAGUUCCUAACAGCACGAUGGGUGCAAUUAUGAUGCACGUGUACCUUGUGGCUGCAUCACUGUGUGUGUGUGGCGCUGCCCCCAUCUCAGAUAGCCUUGAGGUUUUAAGGACCCCUGUCUCAGUGUACCGCGGCCACACAGCCACAUUACCAUGCUGGCUCAAUCCCCCACAAAAUGCAGAGGGUCUGGAGGUACACUGGUACCGCGAUGGUGACUCCCCGAUCUUGUUUUACCGUGGGAAAAAGUUUGAGGACACAUCCCAGGAAGCUUCGUACGUGGGCCGAGUCUCGUUUGGCUUGAAGGAUGCAGCGUCUGGAGGGCUGGCGACAGGUGAUGUGAGCCUGAAGCUGAAAAAUGUUACCAUUGAGGACGCAGGAGAAUACACCUGUUACGUCAGCAGUGAUCAGAGUUACGACAGAGCCACUGUCAGCCUCCAGGUGAUAGCAAUGGGCGCCCCGCCUCUCCUGUCAGCGGUGUGGAAAGAAGACAACAUGUUGAAUAUGAGCUGCGAGUCUCAAGGCUGGUAUCCACAGCCUAGUCUGCGCUGGUCGGAUCAAAAGCAGGAUCUCCCCCCCAAAAACCUGACGUACAGCAAAGACUCUUCUGGUCUCCUGUCAGUCCAAAGCUGGCUUCUUGUCUCCAGCUCCACUGAGGUCUCCUGCUCAGUGGGCGUCGCUGACAAAGAGGCGAAGGAGGCAAGAGUGCACCUGGGGAGCCCUCCUCAACCUGAGUCUGGAUCCUCAGUGGGUGGAUGGGUGGCUUUCGCGCUUCUCCUCACGGCCAUGCUCGCGUUACUUGGAGUGCUGUAUUUCAGAAGGAGAGGGAAGAAAGCCAAAUCAGGAAGUGACCAUGCUGAAGAGAAUACUAAACUUUUAUCAGAAGAAGACAUCCUUAAAGCCAGCAAGCAUUACGUUAACGUCACACUUGACAAGGCGGGAAAUAAAUAUCUCACAAUCAAGGAUGGUUGUAUCCUGAGAGACACCUGCGGCACGUUUCCGCAGGCUACCUGUCUGACAGCUAUCAAAGGAACACCUGGCUUCUCAUCUGGAGAACACUACUGGGAGGUUUCUUUGUGGAAACCAAACAUAGGUGUCAAACAGUCGUGGUGGGUAGGCGUUACAAGUGAAGCUGUCAUUCCUCAGAGGUCAGAUUUUACUCCAAUUACAUCUAAUGGUUUCUGGUUCCUGUCGUCUUCCCCUGGUGGAGCAAAUACCCUUCAGUUUAGCACACAACCACAAGUUGUACUUCCCGUUUAUUCCAGACCACAGACAGUCGGUGUGUAUUUGAAUUAUGACAAAGGAGAGCUUUCCUUUUAUAACGUGGAGGAUAAGAGUCUCAUCGGCAGUUUAAAAGCUACCUUCAAAAAUGAAGUUUUCCCGGUUUUCAAUCCUGGUACAGGUGACGUAGCACCUAUGGAGAUAUUGCAGAGGACAGAACAGGGUCAGUCGAGUGACAAAGGGAACUCUGUAGGUUCAACAGCACAGGAGAAUUAAUCUCAAUAUCAUCAAUGAAAUGAAAACACAAGGGAUCAGUUUUAUAUUUAAGCACAGUACUUGUAGUUUGUGUGGAAGGGAAAGAGAGGAUAUAUUAACUGAGCCAAGUUUAAGUUUGGUUUUACUUUAUGGUUUUAUUUAGGGUUUAAGGAAAGUUGUUGAGUGAGUGACGUGGGUGACCUCCCAACAUCUGUAAAUAAGUCAUAUUAAAGGGAAACAACACCUAAA